Molecule: messenger RNA, 5842 nt
Organism: Rana temporaria (common frog)
Lineage: Eukaryota; Metazoa; Chordata; Amphibia; Anura; Ranidae
Gene: STX7
Product: syntaxin 7
Exons: 10
Coding region: 190-963 (257 amino acids)
Biological process (GO): intracellular protein transport; vesicle fusion; vesicle-mediated transport
Cellular component (GO): membrane; endomembrane system; synaptic vesicle
Molecular function (GO): SNARE binding; SNAP receptor activity
Source: RefSeq, a predicted model, not a curated record
GUUGCCUGAUGCAGACUUCCUAAAUGUGACACUGGAGAUCAGCAGGCUCGGCCCCUCCCUCCAGUCACACUGAGUAUGCGCUGCCUGUCACUGGGGUGUGUGGAGCACUGAGGCCGCAGGAUACAGCCAGGUACCAUCCCAUUUCCUGGACAUUUUUGAUGUGAACAAGAUCUCGGGUACAAAGCAACCAUGGCUUAUGAUACAAGAGACCCCAUGCAGCUUGUGCAGACCAUAUCAACGAAUAUCCAGAAGAUAACACAAAGCACUUCUGAAAUCCAGAGGAUAGUAAAUCAGCUUGGAACUGCGCUGGAUACUGCAGAGCUCCGCCAUCAACUACAACAGAAGAUACAGUUUGUGAAUAAACUUGCUAAGGACACAGACGUUUGCCUCAAGAACUUUACAUCGCUUCCUGCAGACAGCGAUCAGAGACAGAGAAAACUGCAAAAAGACAGACUCCUGAAUGAGUUCAGCUCUGCGCUAACAAACUUUCAGAAAAUUCAGAGACAAGCUGCAGAGAAGGAGAAAGAGUUUGUGGCCAGAGUCCGCGCAGGUUCCAGACUAUCUGCUGGUGGGGCAGAUGAUGGUCUUAGAGAUGGCGCACUGGUCAACUGGAAUAAUGAGAGCCAAUCACAGGUCAUGCAAGAAGAUGACAUUACGGAAGAUGACCUAAGGCUUAUAGAAGAGCGGGAGUCCUCAAUACUUCAACUUGAGGAAGAUAUUAGAGGAAUAAAUGAAAUAUUUAAAGACUUGGGUAUGAUGGUUCACGAGCAAGGAGAAAUGAUUGACAGCAUAGAGGCCAAUGUGGAGAGUGCUGAUGUCCACGUCCAACAAGCUAACCAGCAAUUGGCCAGAGCAGCUGAAUACCAACGCAAAUCCCGGAAGAAGAUCUGUAUUAUCGUUGUCGUGCUCCUUAUACUUGCUGUCGUUCUUGGACUGAUUAUCUGGGGAGCAACAAAAAAUUAAAAAGGUGUCCUUACAAAUGCCUUUAAAUUCCAUCUCUUCUUAACAAAUCAGUGAAGAAGUAGCCCUCACAGUGAAAAUGAAGAAAUUGAAGUGUAUAUUAUAAAUAUGAAAUGUCUUACUUGCACUUUAACAGCACUGCACGCUGUUGGGUUUAAUGAUGUGUUAGCAGUGAUCAAGAAUUGUAUAUAUUGCUUGCCACGGAAUGACGUUUUUAACACAUAAGGACACAUUUAUAACAACUGAGGUUGUCUGUCUGUCGAUACCCAUAGCAUCCAACCUGAAUUCUGUAAUAUUUUGUAUUGCAGGUUAGAAAACUCAACCCUGCAUAAGAUUGCUUGUUUUGGGUGACAGUCCUGUUUCUUCUCUACAACAGUCCUUAUAAAUCAUCCUGUAGAUACUUUAUGAUUUAGAGAAAGUUCUACAGUUUAACAGAUGGCUGUCUUCAGGACGAGACUAGCUGUCCCUAUUGCAGCUAAGUCUCUAGCAGGCAGUGGUUAACAGGUGCAAGAAACUGGAAGAUAGGAAACUGAGCAGCAGGAAACUGGGACCAGAAUCUUAAGGAGGUCUCUACAUAGGCAGUUAACCAUUUCCCUGAAAAAGUCUAAAUAUAUUUACCAUCCAUGACACCAGAGCAAAUUCACAGCUCCACUUCACAAUGUGAUCCAGAACAAGUGUGGCAAUGCCUAAACACACAUAGUAAAUGUUGGCACAAAUUUACAGGGAAGAUGAAAUUCUUUGUGUAGUUGAAGGACUCAAGAAAGCAAGCUGCAACAUGUUAUUACCCAAUGUAAUUAUGUGCUUUUAUCAUACUGUCUAGUACUAAGAAAAUUCAUGAAGACCGUUGCCUACACAGAUAAAGGCUAAAAUAUAGGUUUUUAAUUUGGCACAAGUACUUUCCUAAAAUUUGGCAAAGUUACAAAUCUGAACUUCACAGAGCACAUUAAAGAAAAUGCAGAGUAGGGGAAGGAAGAAAAAGAUCCACAAAGCAAUGUGAACAGACCAAUACACAGUAAAGAUUUUUUAUUUAUCAUCCAAUUUUCUAGUACAUCUUUCAUAAGGACUCAACUACUGUCUAACUAUGAAAUUACUGUCUAUCCUAAGCUUAUUCUUAAUUACCAAAUAUACUUGAUGAUAUCUGACCAUCUGACCUCUGACCGAAGAUGAUAUUCUAAAUAAAUGUUUUGUUUCAGUGUUUAGGUCCAGCUUUACUUCCUACACUAUCCAAUGGUAAGGAAUUUUAAUGAUUUACCGACUGUUGGUAAUACACUGGUGUCCAACGUAUUUAAGGGAGAAAAAUAAGCUAGGCGAACAGAAAAUGCUGAUUCAAACAUUGUAAUCAAAAACAUUUAUAAAGCAGGUGGAAUCAUGGUCCAGAACAGAUCUGUUUUACCCUAGAGCCAAACUGAAGUUUUCUGCAGAGAGUAUAUAUCCCCAUAGAAGAAGGGGUUUGAGAAAGCCAUCAUCACCAGAAGUGAAAAAAGGUGUCUUCAAAAAUCCAAACAUACCACAUUUUACCAUCUACCAAAAGGUCCAAAAAUCUUUAAGCCACCUGGACACCCUAUAAUUUCAAGCAUGAACUCAUUCACGUCUAAUAUUUCGGAAUAUGUUGAUUUGUACCUUCAAAUCUUUGUCAAACACCUUCCUACUUUCCUAAUGGACAUAUCAAAGUUACUAAAUCAUGAACGGAGUAUCCACUUGACUACAGGCUGCCACUUUCCACAUCUUGCUUUUUAAGUGUAGACUUUCUGAUGACUGGGAAACAAGUAGAUUUAAUUCAUACAAACACAUCUUUUUUUCCCAAAAACAUUUUAUUGGAAAUGAUGUAGGUACAAAUAAAAGCCAAUCAACAAAAAGAUAACACAGCGUCGUAUUAAACACAUAAUUACUUUAUUUUUCUUGAUACAUUCUUUCUCCAACGUAUUGAAUUGUCACGGGUAAACAUUUCACAGUUAAUUUUUGCUAACCACUAUAUGGAUGGAUUUGAGGAAUCCCUUUUGUCUUGAAAUUUUUACAUGUGAUUAAUAUAUGCUCCUUUAAUCAUAUGGGGAGGGUAACUUUCAGGUUUUUCAUUGUUUUUAGAAUAUCCAAACCAAAACACAUUAGGUCUUAACUUCAUCUGCCAUCAUCACCAUUCUUCUAUUAAAUAUUAGAUGUUUUUUUAAUGUGUAAACCAGAUGGCUUAAUUAGCAUGAAGAUCUUUUUUAUAAAUGUGGGUAAUAACAGCUCUGAUAAUUUUAGGAGCUGUCACCAUAAACCUUUGCCACUAAAUAUUAAUUUUGGACACUUUAGAAGACUAAGGAUAAGCUGCACCUUGGAGACAGAUUAUAAUGACCAAAUAGACAUUUUUAAGCAGUGCUUUAUUUACAUAAAUUACCAAGAAGGUCUAAGAACUUGUGUCAUUGUGUCUGAUGAAUAAUGUUGUUUUCAUUAGCUGGAGUGUCAUUUUCUCUUAAUGAUUAAGAAUUUAGAAUACGUGCCAUUAAUAGGGUGAGCAAAUUGACCAAAAAAUUGUGUCUUUAGGAAAAAGUUAAGAAUCAAAACCUUUUCUGCUCAGAAUCUCAGAGAUACAGUGGUUAACAUAAGAAAUAAUGGUAUUGAGCUUUCAAAUAAAUCAAGAGCUUUUUUCUGCGGGAGACUCGCCCUUAAAAACACGAUCGCACCGAACAAAAUACUCCUGUCAAAGUUGGUUUUCCCUGACCAGUAAACAUCAUUAGAAAUGUAAUGUAAUACCUUAGAUACAGUUUCCUCAAGUGUCUGCACCUUCUUUCAAUUAGUCAUAAUUCUACCACCAGUAUAGGACAUUUGGCUUAUCAAAUCCAACCUGAAUUGCUCAACCCAAUAUGUUAUUAACGUACUUGGGUAAAGUAUGUUGGAAGGACAAUUUCAAACUUUGAUCAGGCUUUAAAGAGCAUAGUCUGAAAAUAAAUAAAUUUUUUGUUGGGCCACAGAAGGACCAUUGCCUUUUCAGGGCUAUUAUUAAUAAGAGAAGUACAUUAAUCCAGAAAUUAUAAUUGAUUUCGAAAGGUUGUGUAAGAGAGAGAUGUUUCAUAGACUUAAUUAUGGGGUCCCGAUGGUUAAACAAAACCACUGAGGCUCUGUGACUUUCACCGUUAUUCUACUACCACACUCCUUUGACAGUAUAUUAUACAUGUUUUGAUCUAACCAUCCAUUUUACAAGCACAGUUUCUUAUCCCCCUUUUCUUUUUUUCUUCCAUAUUUUGCAUUAUCAUAUUUCUUGUCUCGUAAACACUUGUCAGUAGUCUGCUCAUUCUUUCAGCUUUGGCAGUUCUAUAUUAUUCCCCCUCCCCUGUACCCCCCCAUCCAUUUAUUUUUUCAAUAUAUAAUUUUAUCAACUAUCUUAAUACUCAAGACAUUCCUUUCCACGUGUCACAUAUUUCAAUAUACCCUUCUACACCAGUUCUGCCUUUAUAUCAUUAUGUGUUUUUUAUUUUUUACUCCUCUUAUUUCUUUUUUCUCACCUUCUUUCUUUAUUCUGCAUUAAAUUGUGCCUUCAAUUAUUUCACAAUUUUACAUAUAUUGGCAUCCUUAGCUGGCUUUCAUGGCACCCUUUGUUUCACCAUGUUUACUCUCUCUGUCAUGUCUCAUUUAAGCAUUUUUCACUACACCUACCCCCCGUCUCUGCUAAGUUCCUUUGCAUCUUUGCUUCCAUUCCCGAGCCCAUUCAGUGUCUUUUGCAUCACUACCUCCAUCUGUUCUAGUCUGACACUUUCAUUCAGGUCUUCAUUGGCCUUACACCCUGUUUUUGUGUGGCUCCCCUGCUGUUUCUUGCCUCCUGUCCUCGCUCAAUUCAGAGGGAGCUCACAGUGAUUUAAUGCAUAGAAGACAAAAUCCCAUCACUUGGCCAUAGAGACAGACGCAAUUGCACUUCAAUUCUUUCUCCAGUCAGAGAGUUAUAUCCAGAAGCUGAUUCCAACUGACAGUAUUUUGGUUUAAGCUUUGUUGAAAGGAGAUUGUUGGCUUGCAAAAUGCUUUAGAUGUAUUUUUCCAUCCUGUAUGUGCAGUCACCAUUAAAGUUUUUUGGACUUUUGAGACAGUUAUUUGGUACUUUUUUCUUAUUUUGCAUGGACUCCUCAAAUUGGGUGGUCACUAUUUUUGCCCCCCACCUCACAAAUUGUGGAGAGCUGGCAAAGCAAAGCCAAUAGACCUUACUAAUUAUUCCUCAUUACAGGUUAGGGAUUUAUGUCUAGUGCCUCACCGUCAUCUUUCUUUUGGAAAUCUGAAAAUAUGGUGCUUUGAAAAUAAUCUAAAGAAAACAGAGAAGCAUAAUACAAAAAUAGCACAAAGAACUUAAUGUCUUUUUUUUGUUAAUCUUUUAGUGCCAAACUUAGUUGCUGCUGCAGAGUUUCCAGAAAAUAUUUUUUUUUUUUAUACAGUUUGUGUUGUGUAAUAUCUAUCUGUAUUUUCAUCAUUACUGUAACAAAACAUCAUUUUGGUGUAUUCCUGUUCAGGUCCAUAUACCAUGCACUGCUGUGCCAAAACAAUGUAAGGGUUGAUGUUCUGUGAAAUUGUUUUGAUACAUUGUGUAAAGAACGCGGUAGCAUUAAAAUUGUUCACCUUUUAUAGGAUUCCACCCUCUCUAGUCGUACUCCAUUAGUAGUCGAUGCAAAGGCUCCUUGUUGAUAUGUAAUACUAAAUUGAAUGUGUUUUUUGUUUUUUUUCUGCAAAACCAACUGUAAUUAUUCUGUGGGCAGAUCUGUACAGUCUACUUUUUUUAUAAGAAUUUAGAGUGUAGUAGAUUGUCUAUUGAACUUACAUUCCUACUUUUUGGUGACCUAUAUGUUAAAAAAACCUCUUUGCAGUCUUUUCAAAAUAAACUGAUGUUGUAAACUAAGUGAAAUAAACAUCUGUUUUGUUCAAA